AUGAGGGUCCUGCUCGCGCUUUUGCUUCCGGUUUUGGGCCUGGCCCAGCAAUGCACCAUUGGCCAGGGUUCAAAUGGGACGUGCGCCAACCACAUUGCCGUCAUCAUCGACAGCUCCUCGUAUUUGGGCACCUCGGAUCGGGCUGAUCAGCUAGCCCAAUUCAUCAACACGUAUCUCUCGCAGUACGACCUCACCGCCGGCCAAACGCUAAUUACCAUGGGAUUCUACGGAAUGGGUGACCCGUCGGUGUCAUGGUCCCCAAUCUUCCUCUUCUUCGGCCAGAGCGACAUCAGCAUGAUCUGCAACGAUUGGCAGACGCUGUUCGCCGCCGAGCAGAGCAACAAUAUGGGAAUGUGCACCAUUGCCACUGCCCUCGCCUCCCUCUAUAACACGACCCGCGACGAGGACUGGAACUACGAUCAGAUUGUCUGGCUGACGGCUUCAAACGAUACCACCGACAUCCAGACGGCCUCCGCCAUGUUGCCCGCCUUCCCGAACACCAACUUCACGGUUGUGUCGAUUGGAGGCGGAGAUUUUUCGUCGUGGACCGGGGCGCGGGUGCUCUGCCAGAACUUGCCGUUCCCCAUGGGCUUCGAGUCGAAGAUUGCCGCCCAGGCGUGCAGGAGUGCUUCAGGCAACAACCAAUGCAAUCACGCCGGCACGACCGCGAUGCCAACCACGCCGCGCCCCACCGGAACGGCGCCGACACCCACUUCGCAGUGCCCGUGUGAUAUCACAAAGAGCUGGAACGACGUGAUGGUGGUGUAUGACGGCUCGAACGUGUUGACCGAUGUGAAAUUCCAGACGAUGGUCGUUCUCCUCCAAUCGAUCAUCAGCCGGCUGCCCAUCUCCCAGGCGAUCGGCCAGAACAGCCGCGUCGGAGUGAUCAGCUACGCCAAGAAUGUAAGACUCAUCGCCAACCUGACCAAGUAUAACAGCCCCGUCGACGCGAUCAUGGACGACUGGACCCGGGACAACGUCGAGCAGACGAAUAUCAAGGCCGCUAUCGACCUGGCCCGCGACACGUUCAACAACCCCAAGCAGCACAGACAGAACGCGCGGAAGGUGAUCAUCCUCGCCGCCAGCACGUACAGGGAGGGCACCGACAUGCCCCUCAGCUCUGCCAGCACGUUCAAGGACAACGGAGGAGUGAUCAUUGUCAUCGGCUACGGUGACCUGAAGGGCGAGGCCUCGCAGGUGCUGCGCCAAAUCGCCUCCACCGGCUACUUCAUCGACGCCACCAGCAAGCAGCCCGAUUUUAACCAGAUGAACAGUCUGUUCUGCAAGGCAAACUGCUUCUGCCCAACGCCGUACUCGCCCGUCUCGUCGGCCGCCACCGGCGAGCCGACCGAGGGAUGCCAAUAUGUGAGUAAAAUCAGAAAGCUAAAACUCGAUCCAAUCACCAAAGUAUUUAUUCGAUUUAACGGAAAUGUAUUUCUCGAUCGACGUCGU
Molecule: messenger RNA, 1452 nt
Organism: Mesorhabditis spiculigera
Lineage: Eukaryota; Metazoa; Nematoda; Chromadorea; Rhabditida; Rhabditidae
Source: the annotation of a GenBank genome assembly